UGCUCCGGCUGCUCCCUGCUCGGGGUCUGAUGCUGCCGGGGCUUCUCUCCUCCCUGCCUGAUGCUGCCGGGGCUUGGGCUUCUCUCUCCGUUUCUCUCUUCUCUGAUGCUCCCAGGGCUUGGGCUUCUCCUUGCUCUCUCGUCUGAUGCCGCUGGGGCUCGGGCUUCUCUCCUCGUUGUCUGACGCGGUGGGGGAUUGGGUUUCUCUCCUCGUUUCUGCGUUCUCUGAUGCUGCGCGAUCCUUUCUCCACGCGUGGGGUGAUGCUCGGGGGCUGGAAUUAGGUCUCGGAGCUCCUGCUGCACGCCCACCCCCAUCACCCACCCACCCAGCCGGGGCAUCCACCUCUCCCAUCGCUGUCACCCGCUCCUGUGUCGCUUCUCCAUGCCGGGCUCCACCGGGAGCUGGAAUCUCUCCGGGAAGGACUGGCAUGUCACAGCAGCGUGAGGAGGGCAGCUGGCCCGCCCUGGCCACGGUGUCUGCGCUGGGGAGUGUCGAUCUCUGCCGGCGAGGUUUGCAAAGCAGCAGCCCACCGAGGGAGAGAAGCCAGCCUGCAGCCUCUUCUUUUUCAUCGGAAGGCUGGAAGGGUGCCGGGGAGCUGGAGCCCGACUCGCUUGAGGACGGGAGGCGGCGAGGGAGCGCUGAGCACCGGCUGCACGGCAGGAAAGCGGAGCUGAGCGGGGAUGGAUGUGUGGCGGCUGUGAAGGGAGCCUGGGCGUGGAAACAGGAGUGCCUGCACUCAGCCAGGGUGUGGGCAAACUGAGCAGCAUCCUUGGGCCGCUCGCGGUACCUGGAGGAGCUGCUUGGGAGGGUCAGAAGCCGGUGAGGGUGGGGGUACCUGCCCCGGAGCAGACGUGCGGACAACGGAGGGAGCUCAGCAUUCCUGGAGCGACGCUGGUGGGGAGCCGAGGGGCAGCUGCACGCUGCCAGCGCGGUGAGACCUCCCCUCCCAUCUCUGCCAAGAGGAUACAGACAUUGCCAAGGCUGCGAGACUGAAAGCGGUCCCAUGCCGGCACCCCUCGCGCUGUCCCUGUCCCAGCCCUGCUCCUGGGAGCCGGCGCGUGUCGGUGCUGUGACAGCCCUCACCGUCCCCACGCCGGUAGCAGCUUGUCCCUGUCCUGGUGGGCUCAGCCGUGGAACUUCAGCUCUCAGCGCUUUUGUGUGAGGUUGUUGAGUUUGCUUUCUACGAACAAGCGUGGAUCGACAUCUCCCAGGCUGGACGAGGGAUUGCUGAGCGCAGGACUGAGGGUGCCUCUCUGGAACGGGCUCAGACCUGGCCCCUAAGCUGUGCUUCUGAGAUGGCAGAUGUGGGGACAAACUCUUGCUCCUGAAGGUGUCCCCAACCUGCCCUGCCCUCCGGCGAGCGGAGGAUGGGAACUUCUGGGAAAACUUAGGUCUUGUGGCUGCCAAAGACAACCAGGGACGGGGGGAAGAGGGAUCUGUGUGAGCUUUGUGGCUACUCUGCUUCGGAUGGGUCGGCAGCGGGUUGAGCUUUGGCCUGCAGCGUGACGGCCGAGCAUGACAGCUUGCCAGUACCCCAUGGCGCCGGGGGCCCUGGAGCGGGACCGCAUGUAUCAGCACAAGGUCUCCUUGGUGGUGCGAUAUUUCAUGAUCCCGUGCAACAUCUGCCUCAUUCUCCUGGCCACUUCGACCCUGGGAUUUGCUGUGCUGCUCUUCCUCAACAACUACAAGCCCAAUAGUUAUUUUACUCAGACGCCACCGACGCCACGAGAUGUGUGUCGAGGGAUGCUGUGCGGGUUCGGGGCGGUGUGCGAGAGGAGCCCCACUGACCCUUCUCAGGCCUCCUGCGUCUGUAAGAAGACCGCUUGCCCCAUCGUGGUGGCUCCCGUGUGCGGCUCGGACUAUUCCACCUACAGCAACGAGUGUGAGCUGGAGAAGGCGCAGUGCAACCAGCAGAGACGGAUCAAAGUCAUCAGCAAGGGACCGUGUGGCUCCAAGGAUCCCUGCGCAGAGGUGACCUGCAGCUUUGGCAGCACGUGCGUCCGCUCCACUGAUGGCCAGUCAGCCAAGUGUGUCUGCCCGUCAUCCUGCAGCGGCGUGCCCGAGAGCACGGUGUGUGGCAGCGACGGCAAAGACUACCGCAGCGAGUGUGACCUCAACAAGCACGCCUGCGACAAGCAGGAGAAUGUUUUCAAGAAGUUUGAUGGCGCCUGCGACCCGUGCAAAGGCGUCCUCAAUGACAUGAAUCGUGUUUGCCGGGUGAACCCCCGCACCCGAAGGGCAGACCUGCUCUCCCGCCCUGAGAACUGUCCCCCAAAGAGGGAGCUCGUGUGCGGCGACGACGGGGUGACUUAUGACAACGAGUGUAUGAUGGGGCGCUCGGGGGCCAUCCGAGGGCUGGAGAUCCAGAAGGUGCGUUCAGGGCAGUGCCAGCAUCAGGACAAAUGCAAGGAGGAGUGCAAGUUCAACGCUGUCUGCCUGAACCGCCGGGGCACCGCUCGCUGCUCCUGUGACCGCAUCACCUGCGACGGUGCCUACCGACCUGUCUGUGGCCGGGACAGCCGGACCUACAGCAACGACUGUGAGCGUCAGAAGGCCGAGUGCCACCAGAAAGCUGCCAUCCCAGUAAAGCACAGCGGACCCUGUGACCUGGGCACGCCCAGCCCGUGCCUGAGCGUGGAGUGCACCUUCGGGGCCACCUGUGUGGUGAAGAACCAGGAGGCCGUGUGCGAGUGCCAGCAGGUGUGCCAGGGCCGCUACGACCCCGUGUGCGGCACCGACAACCGCACCUACGGCAACCCCUGCGAGCUCGACUCCAUGGCCUGUGUCCUCAAGAGGGAGAUCAAAGUGAAACACAAGGGGCCCUGCGACCGCUGUGGCAAGUGCCAAUUUGGGGCCAUCUGUGAGGCGGAGACAGGAAGGUGCGUGUGCCCCACGGAGUGCGUUCCCUCCUCUCAGCCCGUGUGCGGCACAGAUGGCAACACAUACGGCAGCGAGUGCGAGCUCCACGUCCGGGCGUGCACGCAGCAGACAAACAUUUUGGUGGCUGCCCAAGGAGACUGCAAGUCCUGCGGCAGCACCGUGUGCUCCUUCGGCAGCAAGUGUGUGGGUGGGCAGUGCGUGUGCCCACGCUGCGAGAAGCAACCCUUCGCUCAGGUCUGCGGGAGCGAUGGCAUCACCUACGACAACCAGUGUGAGCUGCAGGUGGCCUCCUGCCAGCAGAAGAAGAGCAUCGAGGUUGCCAGGAUGGGGCCGUGUGAGGACGAGUGUGGCUCAGGGGGUUCGGGCUCUGGCGAUGGUAGUGAGUGUGAACAGGACCGGUGCCGGCAGUACGGCGGCUGGUGGGACGAGGAUGCCGAGGAUGACCGCUGUGUGUGUGACUUCACCUGCCUGGCAGUGCCACGCAACCCGGUGUGUGGCUCUGAUGGUGUGACCUACACCAACGAGUGUGAGCUGAAGAAGACACGGUGUGAAAAGCGCCAGGAUCUCUAUGUCACUAGCCAAGGAGCCUGCCGCGUCCUGGCCACAACACCACCACCUCUCCUGGUUGUGCACUGCAGCCAGACCAUCUACGGAUGCUGCCCAGACAACAUGACCUUGGCACUCGGAGUGGGUGCAGCUGGAUGCCCAAGCACCUGCCAGUGCAACCCCUAUGGCUCCUACGGGGGAGCCUGUGACCCCGCCACGGGGCAGUGCUCCUGCAAGCCAGGCGUGGGGGGCUUGAAGUGUGACCGCUGCGAGCCCGGCUUCUGGAACUUCCGCGGCAUCGUCACCGACAGCAAGAGCGGCUGCACGCCCUGUAACUGCGACCCGGUAGGAUCAGUGCGCGAUGACUGUGAGCAGAUGACUGGGCUGUGCUCCUGCAAGACUGGGAUUACUGGCAUGAAGUGCAACCAGUGCCCCAAUGGCAGCAAGCUGGGCAUGACUGGCUGUGAGAAAGACCCGUCAGCGCCAAAAUCCUGUGAGGAAAUGAACUGUGAGUUUGGAGCCUCGUGCGUGGAAGUCAAUGGCUUUGCCCACUGCGAGUGCCCAUCCCCGCUCUGCUCGGAGGCCAACAUGACCAAGGUGUGUGGCUCUGAUGGUGUCACUUACGGGGACCAGUGCCAGCUGCAGACCAUCGCCUGCCGGCAGGGCCAAGUCAUCACAGUGAAGCAUGUGGGGCAGUGCCACGAAUCUAUCACCCACACAAGCCAUACAUCACCUCCCACACCACUGCCCACGCUGCCCUUGGACAAGUUAAUCCUUCCUCCGCCGCUGUGGCUCACCACCCGGGCUCCAGAACCCACCAAGCUGGCUACCAGCUCCUUGCUGUUGGAAGCCAAACCUACCGAAAGAGCUCACCCUACAACAAGGCGCAUCACGACUGCCAGACCAGCCACUACGCCAUGGAUGACCCACGGGGUGUAUAAGACCACCAUCCGCCCUCUCUCCACCGCACCAGUGGUCCAGGCCACCACCCAGCCUGCCUUUGUGGAAUCGGGCAGUGCAGAAGGCAGUGGAGACCAAGAGAUGGGCAUCAGUGGAGACCAGGAGUCUAGUGGGGCAGGCUCUGCCGGGGAAGAGGAGGUGGAGGAAAGCCAGGUAACUUCCACCCCAGCCAUCGAGAGGGCGACAUGUUACAACACUCCACUGGGAUGCUGCUCUGAUGGCAAGACUGCGGCUGCUGAUGCUGAAGGCAGCAACUGUCCGGCUACCAAAGUCUUCCAAGGAGUCCUCAUCCUGGAGGAGGUGGAAGGCCAGGAGCUGUUCUACACACCCGAGAUGGCUGACCCCAAGUCGGAGCUCUUUGGGGAGACGGCCAGGAGCAUUGAGAGUGCGCUGGAUGAGCUGUUCCGCAGUUCUGACGUUAAGAAGGAUUUCAAGAGCAUCCGUGUUCGAGACCUGGGGCAGAGCAGUGCUGUCCGUGUCAUUGUGGAGUCCCACUUUGACCCAGCCACGUCCUACACGGCAGCUGAUGUCCAAGGGGCCCUGUUGAAGCAGAUCAAAGCAUCCAAGAAGAAGACCAUUCUGGUGAAGAAGCCCCAGCAGGAGCAUGUAAAAUUCAUGGACUUUGACUGGAUCCCCAGGCUCUUCACCACUACUGUGACCACCACCACGGCCACCACCAUGGCCCCCGCCACCACGCGGAGGUACACCACGGCCUCCGCUGCCACCACAGCCCACGUCCUGCGCCCAGACGCUGCAGGACGACCCAGCAGCAAGAUGGCAGGAGCUGCAAGCACCAAGAGACCCACGUCCACCCUCCCUGCCACCACGCGGCGGAAGCCCAUGCGCCAGCCCUCCACUACGAAGAAGCCCUCGCGGCCCUGCGACUCUCACCCCUGCCUGCACGGUGGCACCUGCGAGGAUGACGGGAAGGAGUUCACCUGCAGCUGCCCGGCAGGCAAAGGAGGAGCCGUCUGUGAGAAACCCAUCAGGUACUUCAUCCCCAGCUUUGGUGGCAAGUCCUACCUGGCCUUCAAGAUGAUGAAGGCGUACCACACGGUGCGCAUUGCCAUGGAGUUCAGGACUGUGGAGCUCAGUGGGCUGCUGCUCUACAACGGGCAGAACCGCGGCAAAGACUUCAUCUCCCUGGCGCUGGUGGGCGGUUUUGUGGAGCUCAGGUUUAACACUGGCUCCGGCACAGGCAUCAUCACCAGCAAGGUCCGCGUUGAGCCUGGCAAGUGGCACCAGUUAGUGGUGAACCGCAACCGGCGCAGCGGCAUGCUGUCGGUCGACGGGGAGCCCCACGUCAGCGGGGAAAGCCCCACGGGCACCGACGGGCUCAACCUUGACACGGACCUCUUCAUCGGUGGAGCACCAGAGGACCAAAUGGCUGUGGUGGCAGAUCGUACUGCUGCUACAACUGGCCUGAAGGGCUGCAUCCGCCUCCUGGAUGUGAACAACCAGAUGUACGACCUGCGGGAGAAAGGCAGUGACGUGCUGUAUGGCAGCGGGGUGGGCGAGUGCGGCAAUGACCCCUGCCACCCCAACCCAUGUCACCAUGGUGGCAUCUGCCAUGUCAAGGAGGCAGAAAUGUUCCACUGCGAGUGUCUCCACAGCUACACCGGUCCAACAUGUGCUGAUGAGAGGAAUCCCUGUGACCCUACGCCCUGCCACGUCUCUGCCACCUGCCUGGUGCUGCCAGAGGGAGGUGCCUUGUGCGCCUGUCCCAUGGGCCGGGAAGGAGAAUUCUGCGAGCUAGUGACAGAGCAGGACCACACUAUACCCUUCCUCCCGGAGUUCAACGGCUUCUCCUACCUGGAGCUGAAUGGGCUGCAGACCUUCGUUCCUGACCUGCAGGACAAAAUGUCUAUGGAAGUUGUGUUCCUGGCCAAGAAUCCCAGCGGUAUGAUCUUCUACAACGGGCAGAAGACAGAUGGCAAAGGGGACUUUGUCUCUCUAGCCUUACACGACGGUUACCUGGAGUACAGAUACGACCUGGGCAAAGGGGCAGCUGUGCUCAGGAGCAAAGAGCCGGUUCCUCUCAACACCUGGCUAAGUGUCUUGUUGGAGAGGAAUGGGCGCAAAGGGGUAAUGAGGAUCAACAACGGCGAGAGGGUGAUGGGAGAGUCGCCGAAAUCCCGUAAGGUGCCUCACACCUUCCUGAACCUGAAGGAACCGUUUUAUGUGGGGGGAGCCCCCGAUUUCAGCAAGCUAGCUCGAGCAGCUGCCAUCUCCACCAGCUUUGAUGGAGCUGUGCAGAGGAUCUCCAUCAAGGGGGUGCCAGUGCUGAAGGAGGAGAACAUCCGCAGCGCCAUUGAGAUCUCUCCGUUCCGAGGCCACCCCUGUACCCAGAAACCCAAUCCUUGCCAAAACGGAGGCGCUUGCAGCCCCCGGCUGGAGAGCUAUGAGUGUGCCUGCCAGAGAGGCUUCUCCGGGGCUCACUGUGAGAAAGUGAUCAUUGAGAAGGCUGCUGGAGAUGCAGAGGCCAUUGCUUUUGAUGGUAGGACAUACAUGGAGUACCACAAUGCCGUGACAAAGAGCGAGAAGGCGUUGCAAUCAAACCACUUUGAACUAAACAUCAAAACAGAAGCCACUCAAGGGCUGAUCCUGUGGAGCGGGAAGGGGUUGGAGCGAUCGGACUACAUCGCCCUGGCCAUAGUGGAUGGCUUCGUCCAAAUGACCUACGACCUGGGCUCCAAACCAGUCGUCCUACGAUCCACGGUCCCCGUCAACACCAACCAGUGGAUUCAUAUCAAAGCGUACAGGGUACAGAGAGAAGGUUCCCUUCAAGUUGGCAACGAAGCCCCCAUCGCUGGCUCUUCUCCGCUUGGUGCGACACAGCUAGACACAGACGGGGCCCUGUGGCUGGGGGGAAUGGAGAAGCUGAGCGUGGCUCACAAGCUGCCCAAAGCCUACAGCACCGGCUUUAUUGGCUGCAUAAGGGACGUGAUUGUCGACCGCCAAGAACUGCAUCUGGUGGAGGACGCUUUAAACAACCCCACGAUAUUACACUGCUCAGCCAAAUAGACCCCCAGGGACCCUUCCUUCUCCUUCCCUCCCUCCUGCCUAUUGCUGUAAUUAUUUUCUAUUUUUGUAAACUUAUUGCUUUUUAUAUUUUGGGGGGAGGGGGGAAAGGGAGGGGAGGAAACACCUUUUCUUUUGGGUUAUCUGUUCGGUUGCAGUCUAUCCAGGUCAGUCAGACUCUAAGCAAACAGCAGCAACAAAGAACAAACCUUGAACCAAGUCUCCAAGAAGUGACAGAAGAACUUCCCCAUUGCACCUGCAUUGUAAAUCUUAUUUGUACUUGAAGCUUCUUUUUUGGGUUCUUUUUCCCACUCCUUACUUGUGUUCUUGGAUUGUUGUUCACGCCCGUGGGGGAAAGGAUGCUGGUGCUGGCAAGACGUGUGGCCUUUGUGGAUUCACUGCCUUCCCAUCUCGGGCCUGGCCCCACGGCCCGCUCUGCGAGUGCCACCUGAGCAGGGAAGUGGCCAUCAGAGAAAAGCAGGAAUUACCACUCUGGCUCUGCCAAGCCUUCUCCUGGCCCUGUGUUCACCCUGGCUCCCUCCUCCCUUUCUUCCUCUCACUAUAAUUUAUGUGUGUAAGAAUCUCAAGUGCUUUUCUCCUUUAUGCUCUGUUAAAAUCAGGGAUGCCAUGCACUGGAAGAGAGACCGAGGUCUGCUCUGAGCAGGCAGAAAAGCAUUGCUCGUUGGUUGUCUUAUGACUGUUUGCUGGACUGAGAGGUGCUGGGGGGGAAACGUUGAUUUCUGUUGGCUCUCCUCCUCCUCCUCCUCUUGGACAUGUGCAGAAGCAGCUGUGAAACCUCAUUUCCACACUUUGUGUUUAUCCAGACGUGUCUUUAACCACCUGCUUGCCCUGGCUGCUCUUCCCCAGAGCUUCUGUGUACCAAGCGUUGCCCUCCCGUGCACCAGUGAGAACUUGCAGCACAUCUUCAAGAGCUGGAAGUGCUCCUCUUCUUCCAGUGCUGUCAAAUGGGCUGUGAGGGCACGGGGACUUGGGUCCCUUUUCACUUUAAAAAACAUCUGUUAGAUGUUUUCUUCCAUGACCUGUGUCCAUUUUCCAGCCUCGGGGCAUGACUUGCCCUCUGUCUACCAUGAGGGUGCUUGCAGCUGGCCAGCGUGUGAAUCUCUGUCGAGCUGCUAUCAGAGCCUCUCCCAUGAAGAGCAAUCGGUGUUUUACCUUUGACUUCAAGUUUUUGCAAUGCCCAGUGCAAUGCAGGGUCUUCCACACCUUGAUCAAAGCUUCUCGGGAUGCUGCGAGCCCAGCGGCGAUAGCUUCAACUGAGACGGGACUGGGACGUGAGUCAGCUGUCAAGGCAGUAGUGUUUGGGAGGAGGGGUUUUUUUAAGUAUUUUCUUCCUCCUUGCUAAUCUUGAAAGGAAAAAUACUGUGGUGCCAGUUACAAAGCCAGUAUGUGUGUUUCUGAAUGAAUGUGUGUGUUUGCGAGUGUCUGUCAACCAGCGCACAUUUGCAUGCGAACACUUGAAUCCCUGUUGACGAACUAAUGGAUUUGCAUUUCGUGUUCCUUCUCCACGGAAAGAAUGUACUGAUGCUGUCUAGCAUCUCUGUCCCUUUCCACCAUGGGGACACAACUGUCCCUUUCCCACCCUGAGGUGGCAGCUGGGUAAAACCUGCUUUAUGGAGGGGUUCCAGGCCAGGUUGGAUGGGCCUUGGGCAGCCUGAUCCAGUGGGAGGUGUCCCUGCCCAUGGCAGGAGGGUUGGAACUGGACGAUCUUUAAGGUUCCUUCCAACCCAAACUAUUCUAUGAUUCUAUGGAGUGCAGGGAAUGAAUCUGAAGGGUCUUGCCAGGUAUCAAGUGUUCCUUAGUAACCCAGGGUGCCAUGAUUUUGCAGUUUAGCCCUCAAUUUCUGGCACUCCCUUUACGAAGUAGUGCGCCCCUUAAAAAUAUUGGUUCUUGGCACUGAAUUUUGAGCCGUGAAAAAUCAAAUUACUCUUCUCAGGGUGAGCUCUGAACACAGAUGCAACAAAGGGGAAGAAGGCAGUGUAAAAUCACUUGGGUUGCUUUUUUCUUUCUUUUUUUUUAGUUAAAAUAAAUCUGUCCCCCCCCCCUUGCCCAUCUCUGCCUUAUCGAUUGACAUUCCUCUAAAAAUCCAGUGGUUCGAUAUUUCACGGGGGGCUGUGCCCGCCGUGGGAUGCAGCCUCCGGAGUGUGCGUGCGCGUGGCUGUGUGUGUGGCAAUACCACAUUUUAAGUGGCUACUGUAUAUAAAUUGUGGUUCCGGGGUGGGGGGAGUACCGUGUCUGUGUCGUGAAAGGGAUGAACUGCUGUAUUUUGAGGUGUAGAUAGCCAGAGGCUCACUAGAACUGUGGGAUGGGAGGGAUGCGAAACCCUCAAUCUGUGUUUUGAGAACGCUGAGUCCUACCUGGGCAACGCAGCUGAGACCGAGGGUUGAAUGUGCCGACUCCAGCAGCAGAGGGGCAAGCACAGAGGAAGCUGCUAAUCUCCUAGGAUGCCACUGAAAUGAAGCCAGGGUCACUGCAAAAAAAAAAACCCAAACAAAAACUCUGUCUGCUUUUGCUGGGGCUUGGAAAUGCCUUAAAACAGGACCUUGCGUCCUCGUUGUCAAGCAUCUUGAACCAAGGUCCGAUUCAGCAGUGCUCCCUAGGGGCUGUGCACUUAACUUCGGCUUUAUUUUUAAUAGCAUUUAUAACAUGUAUGUUAAAAAAAAAACAAAAA
This is a messenger RNA of Cuculus canorus (common cuckoo), 10096 nucleotides long. It is a transcript of the gene AGRN, whose product is annotated as agrin. The transcript is spliced from 36 exons. The record is from RefSeq and is a predicted model, not a curated record. Gene Ontology annotation, biological process: G protein-coupled acetylcholine receptor signaling pathway; receptor clustering. The coding region runs from base 1516 to 7410 and encodes 1964 amino acids. Gene Ontology annotation, molecular function: calcium ion binding; laminin binding. NCBI's taxonomy places the organism in Eukaryota, Metazoa, Chordata, Aves, Cuculiformes, Cuculidae.